Pollicipes pollicipes is the source of this 4713-nucleotide messenger RNA. RefSeq names its product muscle M-line assembly protein unc-89. The record is from RefSeq and is a predicted model, not a curated record. Gene Ontology annotation, molecular function: protein binding. NCBI's taxonomy places the organism in Eukaryota, Metazoa, Arthropoda, Thecostraca, Pollicipedomorpha, Pollicipedidae.
CUGGACGACAGGUGCCAGAUCGUGACGUUGGGUGAGAGAUCCUCCCUGCUGCUGCACCCCGCCCUGCUGGAGGACAACGGCGCCGUCUCCUGUGAGCUCAUCAAUCCGCUGGGUGCCGUCACCUCCUCCGCUCGGCUUCAGGUGGAAGCCCCGCCCUACCUGCGGCCGUCAGAGGCGGUCGAGAGGGGCCUGACCUUCGCCCAGGAUGAGGUGAUCCGGGUGUCGAUCCCGUACUCGGCGCACCCCACGCCCACCUUCACGUGGCUGCACGGCGACGAGGAGCUCACGCCAGAAGGGGACGACCGCGUGGCCACCUCCUGGUCGGAGUCGGAGGCAACACUGCGAAUCUCCGACGCGCGGCCGGCGGACGGCGGCCAAUACACGCUGAGUGCCGUCAGCGAGACCGGCGGCGACGUGGUCGUCUUCCACAUCGCCAUCCGAGGUGUUCCUGGACCGCCUGGCAAGCCUGAAGUACGCCAUCUAUCGUCGAAAUGUCUAACUUUGGAGUGGGCUCCGUCGGAUUACGACGGUGGCGCCAAGGUCACAAAGUACCUGGUUGAGUACUUCAGAACCGGCUGGGACGUGUGGCUGAAGGCUGUGACCUCGCGCAGUCGGACGGCGCAGGUGUUUGACCUGAUGGUCGGCUCAGAGGUCAGGUUCCGCGUCCGGUCGGAGAACUCGCACGGCCUCGGUCAGCCGGGGCCCGAGAGCGAGCCGUGCGUCGUGCCGGAGCCCACCGACGGGGAGGAUGAUUUGACUUUUGAACAAUAUAGCAUGAAGUCUUCAAUAAGUGAACCUGAACUGGACCUUGAAAAUCUGACUCCAAGUCGGAAAAAAUCGCGGCGUGAUGAUUUUGCUGCUGACAUGCCCUCGGACCGGCCCUCCACACGCGACACCACCGACCGGCCGGUGCGGCCUGCCGUGACGUCAGAGGGGGGUCGUGGCGCUCGACCCCGGUCACCGUCCGCCGGCAGGGAGGCCGCCGGCCGGCCGCGCGGCAUCAGUCCCUUCUACCAGGAAGCCAGUGACCAAAAGGCGACCGAGCCGCCGCUUCUGACGGUAUCUCAGGAACCGAUUGUCGGCUACACGGGGGAGACGACCAUCAUCACCGUGGGCCUCGAGGGCGCCAUCACCUCUCUGACCUGGCACCACGACGGCCAGCCGCUGGUCGAGGAUGACCACUACCACAUCCGGCGCGUGGCUGAGGGCACGCAGCUCUCCAUUGCCGACAGUAGCGCCGCCGACGGCGGCCGCUACACGGUCACUUGCGCGCUGGGCUCGGCCGGGCCGCCGCCGCCGCCGCCCAAGAGGGGUCAGGCGGGGCCGCCAGCCGCCGCCAGCGCCGUCGGCAGCCUGGUGCCCGAGAGCGACGACUACACGCCGUUUGUGCGCCGCGGUCGCGCGCCGCGUGCCGAGAAGGCUGUCGAGGGCAGACCGGCCGAGGGAGGAGGCGAGGCGGCCGCCGCACCGCCGACGCCGGCUCAAGCGGACGCGCCCGACGAUCCGAGCCGCUGGGCCCAUGGCGUGUCGCCGGUGUCGCCGGCGCCGCGGCCCCGGACGGCCCAGGAGGGUGACCCGGCGCCGGGGGAGGGGGCCCAGUGGCGGCCCGUGCCCCUGGCCCAGCGCCAGGCCCGCGCCACCGCCGCCGCCGCCCCACACAGUGGGUCAGGCUCGGCUGAAGACCGGCUCUUGUCGGCCGGUGCAGCCGAUGGUCAGCUGGUGGCCGGCCGCUCCGCCGCCCUGGGUCAGAUCCCGGAGUCCGCCAGACUGGAGACGGAGACGCCGGGGGAGACAGUGCGCUUCUCGAGCGAAGCGGCACCUCGUCUCGUGCACACUCUCUACGACCGGAAGGUCAAGGUUGGCGAACGCCUCGCGCUUUCUGUCAAAGCAUCGGACCCGCAGGCUGUGACCUCGGUCCAGUGGUACAACAAGGGCCGACUGGUGGAGCCGAGCGACAAGUACUCGGUGGACAGCGACCCGGACGGCAGCUGGCGACUCCAGGUCAGCGGGGUCGAGCUCUGCGACGACGGCGAGUGGCGCGCGGAGGUCACCGCCCCCGGCGGCGUCACCGAGACCUGGUGUAACAUCGUGCUGGCCGUGCCACGCAACUACCGCAAGCCUCGCUUCAUGGAGACGCUGCGAGCCAUGCUGACCGACGAGGGACUGGUGUCGUUCGAGUGCAAGGUGGUGGGCUACCCAACGCCGCUGCUGCGCUGGUUCAAGGAUGGACAGGAGCUGAAGCCUGGUGACGUGUAUCAGCUCAGUGGCACCAACUCAUUAGGCGUGUACGCGUGUCUGGCGAGGAACUGCAUGGGCACGGCCGAGUCAACGGCCGAGCUGACACUGGCCGACAUCGAGAACCAGCUGACGGAGGAGGAGCGGUGCAAGGUGUGCCAGGGACAGCUGCCGCCCCGCUUCACCCAGGGCUUGCUGCCCGAGACGGUGGUCAGCAUCGCCGACAGGCACCGCUUCACUAUCGAGGUGGCGUCGUACCCGGAGCCCGACGUGGCGUGGUUCCGGGAGGAGGAGCCCGUUCAGACCAGCGAAAUGGUCACUCUGAGCCGGGGCGCACCGGGGAAGUAUCACCUGGAUCUGAAAACCGUACAGCUGGAGGACCAGGGCGAGUGGAGGUGCGUGGCUACCAACCCGGUGGGCCAGGCGGUCACCACCGGCCGUCUGACGGUCAACCGACCGCGGCACUAUAAGGCGCCCUACUUCCUGGAGCCGUUGCGGGCCUCGCUCACCGAGACCGGAACUGUCAACUUGCAGUGCAAGGUGGUGGGGACACCGCAACCGGCUCUCAAGUGGUACAAGGACGGCCACGAGCUGAAGGCGGGGGACAUCCACCGGAUCACGUCCGGCGGCGACGGCACCUGCUGCCUGGGCAACUACACGUGCGAGGCUUUCAACUGCAUGGGUUCCGCCACAUCGUCAGCGGCUCUGCUCGGCCUCGAAGAGAUGAGCUCUGACGCGCAUGAGACCACGGGCGCCGGCGGCCCCUGUGAUGCCGCCACUCCCGAUGCUGGAUGGCUCCGUGGUGUCGGUGGUCGCUGGACGGACGCGAAGUGUCAGCUCCGUGUCGGCACCGGCGAGAUCAGCCUGCAGCAGGUGCACGACAUUCUGGAGGCCUACAGCGAGCACCGUCGGAAGGCGCCGUCAGCCCCCGCGGCGAGCGGUGGCGGCGCGACCGACGCUGCUGAGGUGCCCUCACUGCGCGUGCUCGCCGCGCAGGCCACCUCCGGUAACGUGCAGCUGGGUGCCACCGUCAUCGACGUCUCGCUACUACCGGCUGAUCAGUACCUGGGCGAGAUCGGACGCGCGCUCAGCCCGCCUGAGCUCCGGAUGACCAUGAAGGAGGAGGACGGCCCGCCGGCGAGCCGACCAGCCGAGGAGACGGAACCAAAGCUGACCGUGGACAAGAUCAUCACGCUGGUGAAACCAGUGCUGGACGAGGCGCCGCCGGCGGCCGAGUCUCUGCACGAAAUGGAGCGCACGCUGUCUCCGCACCAGGCUCGUGAGGCCACGGUUCUUCAGGAAGCCCAGAGCACGGCACAGCGCCUUCUCACGGUACUGCAGGUGGCGCUGACCUCGGAGAGCGCGGUGGACAGCUCGUUCUCCGACCUGACCGAAACACUUUCCCCCACGGAGGCAGUCAUCACUGAGGUGUCUCGAGACGUGGGCACAGGCGUCGCGCGGCGCGUGCUGACCGCAGUCCAGGCUGUGCUGCAAGAGGCGUCCGCGCCCGAGGAGGCACUGUCCGGCUCGAGUGCGGUGUCGCCGGCCGUGGCCCAGGAGGUGAGCGUUAGCGAGAGUGCGCGCCUGGACAUUCAAAAGCUGAUGACUGUUCUUCAAGCAGCUACGGCGGAAGAGUCUAUGUCAGAGGGAACCGUGUCCGAGAUCCGAGGCAUGUCACCGCAGCAGGCAUCGGAACGGCUGAGCUCAGACUCCAUGAAAGCGACGGCCGAGAAGGUCCUGAACAUCCUCCAGACUUCUCCAGCCGACGAGGCUGUCUCUGAGGGCUCGCUGUCAACGCUGUCUGGAGCUCACAGUCCAGCCCUGGCAGAGGCCACAGAACACGAUCGAAGUCUGAUCGGACGUGUGGUAGCCAUCAUGAGGGCCGUGGUCGCCGGGGAGGAUGUUCCAGUGGAGACCAUCCGCCAGCUGGAGAGAACAACGUCGCCGGUGAUCGCAAAGUGCACCACGCUACCGGACGAGACAAAACGAAAGGCGGAGGUGAUUCUCACGGAGUUGCGAGCUGCCCUUUGUCAGGAAGAUGUCAGUGAAGGCUCCGUUCGUGAUGUGAAAUCGCCAGACGCUGCCUCAUCAGCCAAAGAAGCGCUCAGCGACGAGGAGAAGCAACAAACAGCUGCGCUGGUCAUGACGAUCCUGCAUGCUGACCCGCUGUCGCCCAGCGUCUCUGAGGCUUCCGUGUCGGAGCUAUCAGACCGCACCAUGUCCGCCGCCUCGGCGAGAGAACUCGGCGGUGACUCACCCCAGCUGGCCAUCGCGCAGAAAGUACUUAUGGCGGCGCGCGCCGCGGAGGCUGAGGUCUCCACGCCGAAGGCCGCUCUGGGGGACCUGGAGCGGGCGCUGUCGCCUCAAGCGGCGCGUGGCCCGCUCACGGAAGAGGAGAGCUCACUGGCAGUGCAGAAGGCGCUAGAGAUCAUACAGGCCAAGAGCGAGUGGUCUCACCACUUCAAGGAGUUCAAGUGA